CUUCAUUUAGCAGCCCUGGCUUCAUUGAAGGGAGACAUAGUGGAGCUUAAUAAACGUCUACAACAAACAGAAAGGGAGCGUGACCUGUUGGAAAAGAAAUUGGCAAAAGCACAGUGUGAGCAAUCCCACCUAAUGAGAGAACAUGAAGAUGUGCAGGAGCGAACAACACUACGAUACGAGGAACGAAUCACAGAGCUGCACAGUAUCAUUGCUGAAUUAAAUAAGAAAAUUGAUCGACUACAGGGAACAACAAUAAGGGAGGAAGAUGAAUACUCAGAGCUGCGGUCAGAGCUCAGCCAAAGCCAGCAUGAGGUUAACGAAGACUCGCGCAGCAUGGACCAGAAUUCUGUUUCAGUACCAGAGAAUCAGUCCACCAUGGUCACCGCAGACGUGGAUAACUGUAGUGACUUGAAUUCAGAACUGCAAAGAGUGCUGACAGGUCUGGAAAAUGUUGUCUGCGGGAGGAAGAAAAGCAGCUGCAGUUUAUCAGUAGCAGAAGUGGAUAGACAUAUUGAACAACUCACUACCGCCAGUGAACACUGUGAUUUAGCCAUUAAGACCGUAGAAGAGAUUGAAGGUGUACUGGGACGUGACCUUUAUCCAAAUAUAUCUGAAGAAAGAUCUCGAUGGGAAAAGGAGCUAGCAGGCUUGCGGGAAGAGAAUGAGAGCCUCACAGCCAUGCUGUGUAGCAAAGAGGAGGAACUCAACAGGACCAAGGCCACCAUGAACGCUAUUCGUGAAGAAAGGGACAGACUGCGUAGAAGGGUUCGGGAACUGCAAACCCGUUUGCAAAGCGUACAGGCGACAGGCCCAUCCAGCCCAAGUCGUCUCACUUCUGCCAAUCGACCCAUUAACCCCAGCACGGGAGAGCUGAGCACAAGCAGCAGUAGCAAUGACAUUCCCAUAGCCAAGAUUGCUGAAAGAGUGAAGUUGUCAAAGACAAGAUCAGAGUCUUCAUCAUCUGAUAGACCUGUCUUAGGAUCAGAAAUCAGCAGCAUAGGGGUGUCUAGUACUGUGGCUGAACAUUUGGCACAUUCCCUCCAAGACUGCUCAAACAUCCAGGAAAUCUUCCAGACUCUGUAUUCACAUGGAUCUGCUAUCUCUGAAAGUAAAAUCCGCGAGUUUGAAGUGGAGACAGAGAGAUUGAAUAGCCGUAUCGAGCACUUGAAAUCCCAGAAUGACUUGUUGACCAUAACACUGGAAGAGUGCAAGAGCAAUGCUGAGAGGAUGAGCAUGCUUGUUGGGAAGUACGAGUCCAAUGCCACAGCCCUCAGGCUUGCGCUGCAGUACAGUGAACAGUGCAUAGAAGCAUAUGAGCUGCUGUUGGCAUUGGCAGAAAGUGAGCAGAGUCUUAUUCUUGGGCAAUUCAGAGCUGCAGGUGUUGGUUCUGUCGGGGACCAGACAGGUGAUGAAAACAUCACACAGAUGCUUAAGAGAGCUCAUGACUGCAGGAAGACAGCUGAGAACGCAGCAAAGGCCUUGCUGAUGAAACUAGAUGGGAGCUGUGGGGGAGCCUAUGCAAUCGCUGGCUGUAGCGUGCAGCCCUGGGAAAGCCUGUCAUCCAACAGCCACACAAG
This is a messenger RNA of Leptosomus discolor (cuckoo roller), 1577 nucleotides long. Lineage: Eukaryota; Metazoa; Chordata; Aves; Leptosomiformes; Leptosomidae. The record is from RefSeq and is a predicted model, not a curated record.